GGCGAGCAGCGAAGUGACUCGUUAUCGUUCACUCAGUUCAAAUCUUUUUGCCAACACUAGUAGAUUAAUAACUUUGCCGUGCUUAGCUUGUGACAGACAUUUUUGAAUAUUAUUUUUAAACAAUUGUUUCUGCUUCAAUAUGAUACCCAGAGGCAGUAUGACAAAGGAUGGCAAGCCGUUGCCGUACCGGCACACGGCGCCACGGAACAACCGUCACAAUAAGCACAGGAAGCCGAAGAAGCAAGUCUCUGAAGACGAGGAGAGCGAAGACUCUCCAGUGGAGGAGCAGCCCCAGGAGGAACAGCAACGCAGCCCCUCACCCAUGCAGGAGGAACCCACUGUGCGGUUACCUGAAGAGGUACUGAAAGCUCUGUACAAGACACCAGGCGUGCUGAUGAUAGCUGGUCUGGUCUCAUGGGACCUGGUCGCGCGCCGCGACAACAACCCCACUAAGAGGACGCAUCCCAACCUUUACACCUUCCACAAAUUUACUGAUCGCAAGUACCGGUUCAUUGCCAGUAGCUGUUCUGCUGGCCACUCAGUGCUGGUGGAUGAACAUGGAGAGGUGUACACUUUUGGUCGUAACACUUGCGGUCAGCUUGGAUUUGGAGACACGGUGACCCGCAAUGUGCCGGAGCCGGUCCCCGCUCUGCGCGGCAAAAACAUCAUCCACGCCGCCGUCGGACGACACCACACGCUUUUUGUUACAGAUACGGGUACCGUGUACGCUUGCGGCGACAACAAGUGCGGUCAGUGCGGCAUCGGCAACACUACGCCUCAAGUGCUGAAACCCACUCGAGUGCGAUACAGGCAAGUAAAAUAUGUAUUACGUUAUAAUGGUGCUCCAGUUGUGAAGGUUGGCUGCGGUGCUGAGUUCUCCAUGAUCCUGGACUGUAAUGGAGCCUUGCACUCCUUCGGACUGCCUGAGUAUGGCCAGCUCGGUCACAAUACCGACGGCAAAUACUUCGUGACCUCAACGAAGCUGUCUUUCCACUUCGAAACCGUACCGAAGCAUGUCGCCCACUUCUUUGAAAAGACCAAGGAGGGCCACAUCAACAUCGUCAAGGACGUGGCUAUAGACUCGAGGAAGCGUGCCUACAGCUGGGGUUUCGGUGGGUUUGGUCGACUGGGUCACGCCGAGCAGAAGGAUGAGAGCGUGCCGCGUAUGAUCAAGUACUUCGAGUCGCAGUCGCGCGGCUGCAAUAGUUAUACUAUGUUCACAGGCGGACUCUUCCUGUUUGGUCAGACUAAGCGCACAGGCGAGGCGAACAUGUACCCAAAACCAGUGCAGGACCUAAGUGGCUGGAAUAUUCGCAGCGUGGGCACCAGCAACACUUCGAUCGUGAUCGCAGCGGACGACUCGCUCGUUGCCUGGGGCGUGUCACCCACCUAUGGGGAACUGGGCACAGGCGACAUCAACAAGUCGUCGGCGCGCCCCAAGGAAGUGACUCGUAUGGACGGGCUGAACAUUACUCAGGUCACUAUGGGGUACUCUCACACUCUGCUCCUCUGUGACGACGCUGGCGAGGAGGUCAAGGCCAAGCUCGCUUCGAUGCCUACCUUCAACCCAUAACUGCCUCAACUAGAACAACACUAAACGAACCACACUAAGGGACGACAUUCAAUGUAACUAAUUGUCCACAAGCUAAGAACAAUUUUCUAUACUGAUUAUCAUAGAUAAGCAUUUAAAUUUUCAAGUUUACUAUUGUCACCUUAAGCAUGCCUUUACUGUAUUAAAGAAGUAGUAAUGUCGCCUCUUAGUCCUUACUGACCGUUUUUGUUGAGAUUGGGACACGAUCUACGACUUUCAAAUCCGGCAAUAGUAUUAUUAUUGAUUGUCAUAAUACUAUAUGAAACGUUUUUCUCCCGCUCUCAACAAACACUCGCUGCCACAUGCGAUAGCCGGCCUAUUGAAGUUUCAUCGUAAUAUAUAAUUUUGAAGUCGAUUAUGAUUGUUGUCCAGUAGGUAUCAUAAUUUCUAACUAGUAAGAUUGUAUUGUUUUAUAAUUUUGUAAUGGUGUUAGUUGCAAUUUAACUUGAACUUUGAAUCUAUCGAUAAUGAAUGAUUUCCCAACAUGUUACUUUGUAAUUCGUUUUAACUGUUGUCUCAACUUCCGUCUGCUAGAUAAUUGACUGCAUAUAGAUUUUUUAUAGUUGAAAUGUUAAUAUUAUACGCUAUUGAAUGUUUGCUUUCCGAUUGUCGAACAACCUGUCUUAAUACAAAUAUUACCUGAAAUCGAUUUUAUAGGGAAACUACAAUAGUUUCAAUGCGACAUGAAGAUACUGCAUUGAGUGCAGUGAUUCUUAAAACUAGAAUCAAGAGAAGCUCUUGUAUCCAAGUCUAGCAAUCUCGGUACAAGUUAGCUUGCAGUUUCCAGCCUUAGCAGGGUU
Messenger RNA from Spodoptera littoralis (African cotton leafworm), 2391 nucleotides. NCBI's taxonomy places the organism in Eukaryota, Metazoa, Arthropoda, Insecta, Lepidoptera, Noctuidae. The record is from the annotation of a GenBank genome assembly.